AUGUCAACAGGAGUUGAUGCACCAAAGAGGGAAACCCCUAUUCUUCCUCCGCCCAGCUCCAUCCCCCAGAAGCGCGUCCUCGAGGAUGACCACGUCCCCGCCGUAUCCUCCCCGUUGAACCCCGACUUCAAGUCCAGGGCGCAAGAUGAUGCUCCCCUCGCGCGCGAUCGCGUCUCGAGAGCAAAGAAGGAAUCACUGAAGAAGCGCGAGUCCAAGGCAGGAUCUAUUGCGCCAGACUCUAGCGCGAGAGCUGCACCGGACCCCAAGACCGGCGCGAAAAGUAAGAAGAAGGAGGAGGCACUGGAGCCCGUCCGGUUAUACCUACCUCCGCCCAAGCCCUCGGAUUUCGAGCCACCCAGAGGACCCAUAUUCAUACCAGCAGAUACCAGACCGAACGCCCAAGGCCUCGAGAUCACUUUCAAUGAGACCACCGACCAUGUCUAUAACAAGAAGAACUUCCACUACACCCACUGCAUUGCAGACCCCGCCUUCCCGUCAUCUCUCUUCUACCGACAGACAGAAACCGAACCCUUUGGCCCGCGAUUGAACUUCGAAGACACGUCUACCCAUAUGUUCCUCGAUGAGUCCGGCAAGCAUGUUACGACGGACAAGGGCUUCAGAAUGGCGAAGUCGAAUGUGUGCGUCCGGGAGGGACGAUGGUACUACGAAGUUAGAAUCACCAGUGGGAUUCCGAAGCGGAAGUCGAGCACGCAUGGUAGUGGAGGCGAUGGUUCUAACGGACAUGUGCGUAUCGGCUGGGCGAGACGGGAAGCUACAUUGGAUGCGCCGGUUGGGUUUGAUGCCUACAGCUACGGAAUCCGCGAUGUUGCAGGCCAGAAGGUUUUCAUGUCGCGACCAACCAAUUUCUUUCCGAAUAACGAGGAUAUCAGAGAGGGCGACGUUAUUGGACUGGAGAUCAAUUUGCCUUCCGAGUCACUUCAUCGCAAAGUUGUGGAGGGCCAGUACAAUCCCGCGGUCGACCUGGAGGACGAGGGAAAUGUGGGGAUCGAGAGAGCUGAUAUCGUUCGCGACCGGGUACCAAUUCGAUACAAGACACAUUUGUAUUUCGAGCAGGUCGAAUACCAUGCCACGAAGGAGCUGGAGGAGUUAAUGAACCCUUCUCCGGUCAUUCAAUCAACCGGUGGAGUGGGAGGAUCAGCGCAACAACCUGGACCAACACACCCAGUGCCCUCUCUCCGUACCCUUCCUUAUUCGAACAUCAAGGUCUACAAGAACGGAGACUACGUUGGCACGGCGUUCAAUAACCUACUCGCUUUCCUCCCGCCAGCCUCGAAGCCUUUGAUCCAGGUUGGAGGAGCCAGAGAAGGAUUGGAUGAUGGUAUGCUGGGAUACUACCCUGCGAUAUCCGUCUUUAGAGGUGGAGCCGCCGAGAUCAAUCUUGGUCCGGACUUCUGGUGCCCACCACGCAGCGAAGGAGAAGCCGAAGAUGAGGCUGACAGGACUGGAAGCGAUCAAACUAAGACGAAGAAGAAGCCACCGAAGCUCCGAGCAGCUGGCGAGCGAUACGAGGAGCAGAUCGUGGAGGACAUUGUGUACGAUAUGAUCGACGAGGUUAAUUACUGGAUGCAGGACGGAGGCGUCAGCGGAACAGAGGCCACAAACGGCGUGCGCUCUUCUUUUGCUUCCGUCCACAGCGGAAUUUCUGGCGGCGUUCUGGGCUCUGAGGAGAUCAAGGAGUUGGUUCAAGAGGACGACUGA
Molecule: messenger RNA, 1719 nt
Organism: Drepanopeziza brunnea f. sp. 'multigermtubi' MB_m1
Lineage: Eukaryota; Fungi; Ascomycota; Leotiomycetes; Helotiales; Drepanopezizaceae
Cellular component (GO): Set1C/COMPASS complex
Molecular function (GO): protein binding; transcription cis-regulatory region binding
Source: RefSeq, a predicted model, not a curated record